AACCAAUUCAAUACAUUCAACCUUAUAAUAACCAUGAGUAUGGAAACUGUAUACAUAAUUGAUGUUGAGAGUGGGAACUUACAAUCCUUAUCCAAUGCUAUCAAAUACAUUGGUGGGUAUGACAUUAAAUUCAUUCAAAAUGAAGAAGAAUUCAAACAGUAUGAUUCCCAAAUUGAAAAAUUAAUCUUUCCUGGUGUAGGUAACUUUGGACAUUUCGUAAAGGAAUUACGUGAUAGAAACUUGGUUGAACCUAUCAAUAAUUAUAUAAAAAGUGGAAGAUCCUUGAUGGGGAUUUGUGUAGGUUUACAGUCAUUAUUCAAAUCAUCAGAAGAAAAUCAAUUCCAAGUUAAUGGUUUAGACUUAUUAUCUGUUAACCUUAAUAAAUUUCAAGUAAAUGAUCCUAUAUUUAAGUCAAAGAGUUUGAAGAAAUCAGUACCCCAAAUAGGUUGGAAUCAUAUAAGUCAAAUUAAAAUUGGUGAUAAAAUCCUUGAAAAGUCCAAGACUUUAUAUGGAGUUAAUUUAGUUAAUAAAUUUUAUUUUGUUCAUUCAUACGCUGCUGUAUUAGAUGAAGCAAAUAAAAAGGUUAUUGAUGAAGCCAGUGUUAAUGGUUGGGACUUUGCUUAUACUACUUAUGGAUCAGAAACAUUCAUUGCGGCAGUAGCCUAUAAAAACUUCUUUGCAACUCAAUUUCAUCCUGAAAAAUCAGGUAUUGCUGGUUUAAAAGUAAUUAGAAAUUUCUUACAAGGGGAUAAAUUUGCUCCUAAUGAAACUACCACUACUAUUAAUGAAGCAUCCGAAAAAACAUUGACUGGAUUAAGUAGAAGAAUUAUUGCUUGUCUUGAUGUUAGAUCUAAUGAUGAUGGUGAUUUAGUAGUUACUAAAGGUGAUCAAUAUAAUGUAAGAGAAUCUAAUUCUGAUGGUUCAAAUAAAGUUAGAAAUUUAGGUAAACCAGUUGAAUUAGCUACUAAAUAUUACAGACAAGGAGCUGAUGAAGUUACAUUUUUAAAUAUCACAUCAUUUAGAAAUUCUCCUAUUAAAGAUUUACCUAUGUUAAAAGUUUUAACUAAGGCAGCUGAAACAAUCUUUGUACCUUUAACUGUUGGAGGAGGGAUUAAAGAUUUAAUUGAUCCAAUUUCUGGUGAAUUGGUUCCAGCUGUUAAAGUAGCAGAUUUAUAUUUCAGAUCAGGAGCUGAUAAAGUUAGUAUAGGUACAGAUGCUGUUACUAUUGCUGAACAAUAUUAUGCUAACAAUAAACAAAAAACUGGAAAGAGUUCAAUUGAAACUAUUUCAGCAACAUUUGGAGUUCAGGCCGUUGUAAUUUCUGUUGAUCCAAAAAGAAAAUAUAUAUCAUCACCUAAAGAUACUAAUAUGAAAGUAAUUGAAAUAACUGAUUCUACCAAAUAUGGACCUAAUGGAGAGAAAUAUUGUUAUUAUCAAGUAACAUCUCAAGGUGGUAGAAAAGUUCAUGAAUUAGGUGCAUUAGAGUUAUGUCAAGCUUGUGAAGAUUUAGGUGCGGGUGAAAUCUUAUUAAAUUCCAUUGAUCAUGAUGGUUCUAACAAAGGUUACAAUCUUGAACUUUUACAACAAAUUAAAUCCAAUGUAUCUAUUCCUGUUAUUGCAUCAUCUGGUGCCGGUAAUCCUGAUCAUUUUAAAGAAGUAUUUGAAAUGGAUUGUGGUAUUGAUGCAGCUUUAGGAGCUGGUUUAUUCCAUAGAGGAGAGUAUGAGGUCAAUGAUGUUAAACAAUAUCUUUUAGAUAAUGCCCAUAUGGAUGUUAGAUUAGAAACUGAUAUAGAUUUGUAAUCCACUUUGUGUAUAAUAUAAUAUAAUAUAAUAUAAUAUAAU
Scheffersomyces amazonensis is the source of this 1842-nucleotide messenger RNA. It is a transcript of the gene HIS7, whose product is annotated as imidazoleglycerol-phosphate synthase. Gene Ontology annotation, molecular function: oxo-acid-lyase activity; imidazoleglycerol-phosphate synthase activity. Bases 34 to 1800 code for a protein of 588 amino acids. The transcript has a single exon. The record is from RefSeq and is a predicted model, not a curated record. NCBI's taxonomy places the organism in Eukaryota, Fungi, Ascomycota, Pichiomycetes, Serinales, Debaryomycetaceae. Gene Ontology annotation, biological process: L-histidine biosynthetic process.